UAAAUGUCGUUCGAGUUGUAAGAGUAAAAUUGAAGUACUAAAUUGUGAGAAAGAAUAAAUUAAAAUUACAUUAAUAUGAUCUGUAUUAUAAAAUGUGUAAUAUUGGCGACAGCUAUACCAAUUAUUGCUGGAUAUUUUAGCUAUAGUAAACGUGAUCAACAUACAUGGAUUCAAAAUUUUAAAUUAUGUGGUGGAAAAUUGCAAUCUCCAAUAUCCAUAUCAUCAUCCAAAUCAAUAACUCUUCCUUUACCUGCACUUGAAGUAAUUGGCUAUCAUGAUUUUCUACCUAGCCCAUUAUAUUUAGAAAACAAUGGUCAUUCAGUUGUAAUUAAUAUAAAUAAUCACUUAAGAAGAAGACUACCUUAUAUAUUUGGAGGCUCACUUGAUAUAAAUCAAGAAUAUGAAGUAGAUCAUUUGCACUUUCAUUGGGGCGCAAAAAAUAACAGGGGAUCAGAGCAUACUUUAAAUGGUGUUAGAUAUCCUAUGGAAAUGCAUAUAGUUCAUAAAAAUAGGGCUUAUUCAAAUUUAUCUAAUGCACUAAAUUACAAAAAUGGUCUUGUAGUUCUAGGAAUCUUUUUCCAAUUACAGGAAGAAGAUAACAAAUCCUUAUACUCUAUCGUAAAUGCCUUAACAAACGUGCAAUUCUUAAAUAAUGAAAUAGCAUUAAAUAAGCCUAUAAGGCUAGUUUCAUUAUUGCCUAAAAAUAUAGAUGUAUUUUAUACUUAUAAGGGUUCAUUAACUACACCACCAUGUAAUGAAGUAGUAACCUGGAUAAUUUUUCCCACGCCUGUAUCAAUAUCUGUUUCGCAGUUAAAGAAAUUUAGAAAUCUUUUCAGUAAAGAUGGUAUGUUAACUGAUAAUUAUAGAAAAUUACAAGAUAUAGGACUUAGAAAAGUGUAUGUUAGAAGAUUAAAUCCAUAUUUAGUUGCAAAAUAUAACGAAGAGAUUUUUAAUGUUACGAAUUUAAAGUGGUUUUCGUAAUUAAAUAAAUUCUAGAUUAAAUUAAUUUUCCAACUUUGAGUUGUUUAAAGAAAAUAAAAUACGAUAUAUUUUUGUAAAGUAUUCAAAAGUAUUUUAAAAAAAUAUUGAAUUGAAAAUGUAAAUUUCUAUGAUGUUCAAUUAAGAAUUAUAAGUAAUCUUAGAAAUAAUUUAUAUUACACGAAGAUAUCUUCGUAGGCAAAAUUAAAUGGUUUCGGAGUAGUAUAUCACAAGGUAUAAUUGUACUGUAAAUGGCGGUAUUUUAAAGCUUUAAAAAUUACUUUUAUCUUUUUAAGUUGAUUUAUAUAUAUUUUUUUACGCGAAUCAAUGCGUAGUUUUAUUCUCUAGAAAAAAGUGUUAAGUAUUCUUGUGUUCACUUUCCUUAUCUUUCAUUUGACAAAAUUUACAAACUUAAAAGAUAAAAUAUCUUUCAAAUUAAUUGUAUUAAUCGUAAAUGAAUUUAAAAAUAUUUUGAAAUUUUUUAAAUGUCUUCACUCUCUUACUAUUCUAAACUAUUUAAUUUUAUCCAGAGAAAUUUUCUUCUAUUUCUUACUAUUUUAAAACUAUAAAUCACUAAAUUAUGUAAUAUAAAAAGAACUAAAUAAAAACUGACGAAUGAUGUUCAAUAAAAGAUCUUUUUAUUUAAUAAGAACAAUAUAACAUAAACUUCAUAAAUCGAUGUAAAAUAAUAAAGGUGGUGAAUAAAUACAUUAUUAUCAAAUAUAUUUAUUAAAGACA
Bombus pascuorum is the source of this 1716-nucleotide messenger RNA. Its product is annotated as carbonic anhydrase 2-like. Lineage: Eukaryota; Metazoa; Arthropoda; Insecta; Hymenoptera; Apidae. The record is from RefSeq and is a predicted model, not a curated record. Gene Ontology annotation, cellular component: cytoplasm. The transcript is spliced from 7 exons. Bases 76 to 981 code for a protein of 301 amino acids. Gene Ontology annotation, molecular function: carbonate dehydratase activity; zinc ion binding.